GUUCACCAACAACAUGGCGGCCGUUGACCGAUUUUCCUUCCUUGCAGCCGAAAUUUCCAAGACUAUCAACUACUACAAUGAUAUUCUGGCGAUUUUAGGGGCUGUGUAUGUCGGCAAGAAGGUUCUCGACUUGGUCCUGGGUUUUCUGGGCGGUACACGCGUGCAUUUCAUCUCUAGGAUCGCCAAGCCGGACUUGACGAAGCGGUAUGGGCCGUGGGCUGUCGUAACAGGUUGUACGGAUGGCAUUGGGAAGGCGUACGCUCAGGAACUGGCCAGCCGUGGUCUCAACAUCGUUCUCAUCAGCAGGAACCAGACCAAACUGGAGAACACCGCACACACCAUCGAGUCUCUGUUUGGUGUGGAGACAGCUGUCAUUCAGGCUGACUUCAGUAAAGGUAGAGAAAUCUACGUUGGAAUUGCGGAGACUCUCCGCGGGAAGGACGUGGGAAUCCUGGUCAACAACGUGGGGCUGAUGUACGACCAUCCGCAGUUCUUCCUGGAGGUCCCCGAGAACAGGCUGUGGGACAUCGUUAACGUCAACGUGGCAACGGUGACGAUGAUGACACACCUGGUUUUACCAGGGAUGGUAGAGCGGAAACGUGGGGCUGUGGUGAACAUCGCUUCUGCCUCCAGCUUAAGGCCCACACCUCUGAUGACAGCUUACUCUGCUACUAAGGCGUAUGUUGCACACUUCAGCCAGGCCCUACAGUACGAGUACAAAGACGCGGGCAUCACCGUACAGUGCCUCACGCCGUACUACGUCGCCACCAACAUGACCGCGUACAGCGACAUCAUCCACAAUCCCAGCGUCAUCAUCCCGUCAGCCACCGGUUACGCCAGGGCCGCCCUGUCCACACUGGGGGUCUCCACUAGAACUACAGGGUACUGGCCUCACACUAUUGCACAGUGGUUUGCAACGAGGCUGUUCUCAGAGGACUUCUAUGUUUGGGUGGCUUACCGGUUCAACAGUGCUCUCAGACGACAAGUCAUGGAAAAGAAACAGAGAAAACUGAAGUCCAAGUGAUGUUUGUUGUGUCAACGUCAAUCAAGCAAACAUUGCAGUGGUAAAAACAUAUUGUUUCCAUACCGUAUACUAGUAUGGCAUUUUCCUCACACAGAUGUUGUGUUUAUAACUACUAUGAAUUAUCAUCUGACUGGAAACGAUUUACAUACCUAUAGUCAACAAGUUACAAUAGAUUUAUCCCAGUUUACAAAAAUAAAUGAUAGCUGUAAACCUAAGGCUUACUGUCUGAUGCAAAUAGAUAUGCUUGUUUUUUAUGCAAUACAAUGUAUUUCCACAGGUUGUAACAAAAUAGAAUAAUUGAAAUUUCUAGUCACUUUUCACCAAAGAAUUUUUUUUAAUGUUUAGUACAGGAAAUAUGGUAUACCUUUUGUUGCUCUGAAAACAAUGCUGCUACUGUUUUGGUUUAUACAAUAAGGUUAUGUUGUAUGAACAUUUAUGCAUUUAAAAACUGUUCUGAUAUUUCAGGACACUUUGUAUAAUUUUCUAUGUACAUGUGUAUGUGUCUGUAUAUGUGUUGUGAUGCCUCAAAUCACUUGUGUUGCUUGGUUAUUUUGCAUAGUCAAGAU
This is a messenger RNA of Branchiostoma belcheri (Belcher's lancelet), 1590 nucleotides long. Its product is annotated as inactive hydroxysteroid dehydrogenase-like protein 1. Gene Ontology annotation, molecular function: oxidoreductase activity. Bases 14 to 1024 code for a protein of 336 amino acids. The record is from RefSeq and is a predicted model, not a curated record. The transcript is spliced from 6 exons. NCBI's taxonomy places the organism in Eukaryota, Metazoa, Chordata, Leptocardii, Amphioxiformes, Branchiostomatidae.